UGUGACAGAAUCCAUGCAUGCUUCUAUGCGAGUCAUGGACAUAACCCAUCCAGGAUGGUCUGACUGUACUUAAACAGGCCAGCCUGUCAUUUCCACCUGGCCCUAGCUCUGGAACAGUUAUUAGGAUAGCAUUAGGCCCACAAGCCUGUGGUGAUCCCAUCCACUCUUUAGUACGAAUAAGACACUCUUUUCUGCUCACUCAUAUAUGCAUAUUCCGCUGGCCACCCUGACUAACCGUCAGAAACCAUGACCUUACGAUUGUUGUCUUGGAAGCGGGGCGUUUCCGUUGGCUGUGAACGCCGCAGCGGAGCGUUGGAAAACAGGAACUUGAUAGGCCGGUUACGUCUCGGAAGAGUCUCCGAAUCAAUCAACAGAACAAGGGCGGAGCACUGAGCCUGGCAACUAGCGCACCACCACUACUACCACCACGACGAUCUGACAGGGCAUUCCGAUAGGCUACAGCGUACAUGUACGGACGGAUGCAGUGCUUGCAUCUCAUCGCCAUGGAGCAUGCGGUAUUGUUAUCCUCACUACAACAUUUUAAUCAUCAGCAUUCGUUCUUCUUCUCCCUCUUCGUCUGAAUGUAUGCUUUUACAGCAUAAGGGGUAUCUUCCCCCCCCAUUCCCCCCAUUUCGAAUUCUGUUGCUUGAUUCUGGUUUUCUCCUCAUCGUCGAAGCUGUGUGAGCAUGCCGACUGCUGAAAUACUCCGAGCCCCCCCGACCCCAAGCCAGACAAAAGCGAAGCGGGCGGAUUUGCUGCUCAAGUGGUUGCGGCUCCCUCGACGAUGAAAUCUCAGCGAGAGAUUCUACCCGCAGGCCCAUCAGUAGCCAGCAGCGCUUCAUCAGGACGGGAGUCAACCCCGCAAUCCGUUACUGGAGCCGCCACAAGUGCGUCUAGACGCUAUCCCCAGAUAAAGAUUGCUUGCACCUUUUGUCGGAGGAGGAAAUCAAAGUGCGAUGGUCACCGUCCCGUGUGCUCCAUGUGCGCCAGCACGGGCCGUGCAAUGUGUGAGUACGAUGGUGGUCCAGACGUUACCCGUUUUGCCGCCCUCAAAACCAAACAUGAGGAACUGCAGCGCCGCGUCACCCUCUUUGAAGAAUUCUUCCACCUGCUGUCGGUGCGCUCCGAGGCCGAGUCCGUCGAAAUCAUCGGCCGCAUGCGCACCGCCAACAUCGAAACGGAUCUCGAAGACCUCGUCAAGUUCAUCAAGAACGCCGACUUGUUGGUGCAACUGGCCUCCGCCCAGUCGGAACAGACACCUCCGGCCUCGGGGGAGCCAAGUGUCGACGCGCACCUCCCAACCAUGCCACUGGACGACACAUCCUCUCUCCUCGAGCUUUUAAAAUCGGCCGUUUCCAAACUCGACGUCUCGGCCCAGACUGCUUUACUCGACAUGAUUAGACAUAAUGUAGGUGUCUUCGCCUCACGCGAAGGCGGUCGAUCAGGCUCCACCGAAACAGUGAAACCGGACGGAGAGGCACACGCAGAGAUGAACGGCGUACGACCCCAAGUACAUAUGGGGUUUCUCGAGCGGCUACUUAAUGAUGGCAUGAUGAGACCGAACUGACGCGCGCAUACCAAAUACCCUCGGAGAUUGGAGCAUCCUUGGAGGAUGGCCCCGAGCGAAUGAGGGUCAUGAGAGGGCGGCGGUCGGUUAGCCUCAAGAUGGCACGAGAGCUUGACCAGUUGAUCGCGGUGAACUCCGCGCAUACAGAAUACGAGCCGAAACAGGCGGCGGGCUUGGGAAACUACCGGGUCGUAACAGGGCGUGAGGAUUCCUUCUGAAAUCGGGUUCGGCUUUCUUUGAGAACAACGGUGGCCGGGAUUCAAGACUGGGACAGGCAGGAUGAACUCCUCUCUAU
Messenger RNA from Colletotrichum destructivum, 1862 nucleotides. Its product is annotated as Putative zn(2)Cys(6) fungal-type DNA-binding domain-containing protein. The record is from RefSeq and is a predicted model, not a curated record. Lineage: Eukaryota; Fungi; Ascomycota; Sordariomycetes; Glomerellales; Glomerellaceae. Gene Ontology annotation, biological process: regulation of DNA-templated transcription. The transcript has 2 exons. Gene Ontology annotation, molecular function: DNA-binding transcription factor activity, RNA polymerase II-specific; zinc ion binding. The coding region runs from base 785 to 1567 and encodes 260 amino acids.